GUUUUUACGAAAAUGGCGGCAAAUGCAAGCAUGUUGCGCAAGUACAUUUUACAAUUUACUCAAGACUAUCUAGAGUUUAGAUUGCCAGAGUUCUUUUCAAUCGCUAGUAGUUUCAAUAUACCAGUCAAGAUAGAUGAUCAAUUAUCGAGUAAACAGAAUCCUGUCCUUGUAGUUGAGGUUCCAUCUGAAGAGUGCUUGAGAAAAAUAGCAAAUAGAACUGUACUGUUAAGAAACGUAAUCGAAUAUUGGGGCAGUGGAAAAACUAUAGAUGAAGUUAAAUCAGAAAUAGAAAAUUUACCUAAAGAAAUAACAGAACCAUAUGUUAAGAAUGAGAAAACGUCAUUUUCGGUAAAAUUCCAUUCCUCUAAUCACAAUAUUGAUUUACAAGAAAAAGUCAUAAAAAUUGAUAAUUUCUUAGAAAGUUAUCCAAUAAAUGGAAAAGUUAAUUUAAAAAAUCCGGAAAAAGUAUUCCAUUUAAUCGAAUGCUACAAAGAUAAACGUGAAACGUCGAUACCUAUUUUGGAUAGAAUGUAUUUUGGUAGAUUUAUAUGCGAUAGCGAUAGAAAUUCAAUAAAAGAUUUUCAUUUAAGUAAAAGAAAAGUUAUAGGAAAUACUAGUAUGGACGCAGAAUUAUCCUUUAUUAUCUCUAAUAUUUCACAAUCAAAGUCUGGAGGUUUUAUAUAUGAUCCAUUUGUCGGAACAGGUAGUUUAUUAGUUGCCUGCGCUAAACAUGGUGCUUUCGUGUCUGGUUGUGAUAUCGAUAAAAAAUUACUUUCCGGCAGAGGUAAAUCCAGUAGAAAAGGUCAAAAAUGGAGAGAUAGAGACGAAACUGUUAGGGGUAAUUUAAAACAAUACGGAUUAGAUAAUCGUUAUUUUGACGUACUUAUCGCGGACACUUCAAAACAAGCUAUGUGGAAUAUUAAAGAUACAAUGUUUGAUGCUAUAGUAACAGAUCCUCCAUAUGGUAUAAGAGAACCAACUGUGAAAAGUGGGAAUAAUGAGACGAAAUUAUCAAACGAUCAAACGAAGAUGGUAUACGUGAUGACAGAUAUUUUAUCAGAUUUACUGCUCUUUGCAGCAAAAUACCUACAUAUAGGCGGUAGACUUGUUUUUUGGCUGCCAGUUUAUAGGGAAGAGUAUGUACUAGAAAAUAUACCCGAGAACAAAGCCAUGCAAUGCAUAUUCAACUGUGAACAAAUACUUAAUUCUAAAGUCUCAAGACGUUUAUUAACUUAUCAAAAAACAAGAGCAUUUCAACCCGAUACCGAUAAUAAUGUUCAUUUUGGUAAAAACCACUAUGAAGAAAGCUUCCGAGAUAGGAUUAAUACCAAUAUUAUUGGAUUUUUGACUUUCGAAUAA
This is a messenger RNA of Dimorphilus gyrociliatus, 1359 nucleotides long. The record is from the annotation of a GenBank genome assembly. NCBI's taxonomy places the organism in Eukaryota, Metazoa, Annelida, Polychaeta, Dinophilidae.